AAUAGAGGGCUUGGGUUCGGAAGUGAUGGACUGGAGGCUUGACUAAUGGGAAAAGGGCGUCUGAAAGAGAAGCCAGCUGCCAUGCCAUGAACUGCAAUAUGGAAAGGCCAAUGUAGCAAGGAUGUGUCCAGCCAACAGCCAGUAAGGAUCUGAGGCCCUCAGUCCAACAACCUAUGAGCAACUGAAUUCCGCUAAUAAACAUGUAAGUGAACACAGAAGUGGGUCCUUCCCCAGGCGAGCCUUCAUAUGUCCACAGAUCCAGCCAAGACUUUGACUGCAGCCUUGUGAGAGCCCCUAAGCCAGAGGACCCAGCUAAGCCACGCUCAACUUCUUGACCUGUCAGAUCUUGGCGGUUCAACCUGGAAACUUGGUGUGCUCCAUGUGAAUACAGAUGCUGGGAAGCUUAGCCUGGGAUGCCAUCUCUCUGACCCCUAAUGCUUGCCUGAACUCUUCUGCUGCACUCUGUCUUUCCUCUGUAAAUCCCAGCAUUGCAUCACUAUACUCUGGAGUCCAGUUCUAGGACACCUUUUUAAAAAGACUCUCUGUGGUGUUCAGAAUCACUCCUACAAUCGGAUUCUCUCUCCACAAUGGCUCUCAGUGCUGCAAGUCACCGCAUACCUCUAAGUGAUGGAAACAGCAUUCCCAUCAUCGGACUUGGUACCUACUCAGAGCCUAAAUCAACCCCUAAGGGAGCCUGUGCAACAUCGGUGAAGGUUGCUAUUGACACAGGGUACCGACAUAUUGAUGGCGCCUACAUCUACCAAAAUGAACACGAAGUUGGGGAGGCCAUCAGGGAGAAGAUAGCAGAAGGAAAGGUGCGGAGGGAAGAUAUUUUCUACUGUGGAAAGCUAUGGGCUACAAAUCACGUCCCAGAGAUGGUCCGCCCAACCCUGGAGAGGACACUCAGGGUCCUCCAGCUAGACUACGUGGAUCUUUACAUCAUUGAAGUACCCAUGGCCUUUAAGCCAGGAGAUGAAGUAUACCCUAGAGAUGAGAAUGGCAAAUGGUUAUAUCACAAGUCAAAUCUGUGUGCCACUUGGGAGGCUAUGGAAGCUUGCAAAGAUGCUGGCUUGGUGAAAUCUCUGGGAGUGUCCAAUUUUAACCGCAGGCAGCUGGAGCUCAUCCUGAACAAGCCGGGACUCAAAUACAAGCCAGUCAGCAACCAGGUUGAGUGCCAUCCGUAUUUCACGCAGCCAAAACUCUUGAAAUUUUGCCAACAACAUGACAUCGUCAUUAUUGCGUAUAGCCCUUUGGGGACCAGUAGGAAUCCAAUCUGGGUGAAUGUUUCUUCUCCACCUUUGUUAAAGGAUGCGCUUCUAAACUCAUUGGGGAAAAGGUACAAUAAGACAGCAGCUCAAAUUGUUUUGCGUUUCAACAUCCAGCGAGGGGUGGUUGUCAUUCCUAAAAGCUUCAAUCUUGAAAGGAUCAAAGAAAAUUUUCAGAUCUUCGACUUUUCUCUCACUGAAGAAGAAAUGAAGGACAUUGAAGCCUUGAAUAAAAAUGUCCGCUUUGUGCCAUUGCUCAUGUGGCGCGACCAUCCUGAAUACCCGUUUCAUGAUGAAUACUGACUGCAAGGAGUUCCUGAACAGAUUUUUCACUCCCAUGAGUGCCAAGACGGUGCGAUGGGUAGUCCCCUGGAUGUGAAAAUGAAAAGGGUUUUACUAUCCUGAGAAGAAAUAAUGAUGGAAAUGUGUUCGAUGUUUGUGUAGUGUAAGUGACUUUGACUGAGUCACAUUGAAGUAAAAAUAUUAAAAUCUGUUGAAAUAACUCUUAGGAAAUUAUCAACUAAUUUUUUCAGAUCAAUAUCUUCUACGUUCCAGACAGAAAAAAAAUUAGACUUCCGAAGAAACAUCAAAGGCAACAUAUGACAAGAAGCUCAUGAGUCUGGGUAGUAGCGUUGGCAAUCUGAGUUCUUUAAGGGUUAACAGGACAACAAAGUGCAUGUGGCAGUGUGCUGGCAGUGGCCUCGAGGCUUUGGACCAUUGGUUCUAAAACAGACACAGCCAAGAUAAGAUCCACACAUGCAUUAUUAACAAGGAGGUGAUUUGCUGCACCUUGAGUUGAGAGGGAUACAUGUAGAAAAGUCUUAAAAUAGAGCUAAACACCACAGUGGUCAACAAAACCAUCAUGAUGUUGUUGUUUGUUUCCAUCCAAUGUAUGUUUGUUUAGUUUUCAUCCAACUUAAAGAAUGAAAACUUAACUGGAUCUCUCUUGCAUCCUUAAAGGGCCUGAGUCUCAACAUGGCUGCUGAUCCAUAUUCACACAUCUUACCAUCAAUCUUGCCUACAUUGAUUAUAGAACCACUACUAUGCGAAAAGGCUUGAAACAACCAACAUACACAAAUAAAACCCUGCUUCUAAAAUAGUUCUGACAUGCUAUUUUAAGAAGAGGGAUUUAAAAAGGAAACUUUGGGAGAUAUAUUGAAAUAAGGUGCUUUAUAACAUUAUUAUAUUUAAGACUUUAACAGUGUUACUUGGAUAGCUUAUAUGAAUUUUGAGAAAGUAGCAAGUUCAAAAGAACUCUGGUAAUUUUGCUGUAUGUACAAUUUAAAGAGUGAAUAAGAUUAUUAGAAUUCAGCCAUAGAAAUAUAUCUAUUUUCAGUUCAACUACAGAAAUAUAUUUUAUUCAUUCACAUUAGGUCACUGUCAUAGGAUGAGAGAGUUCUUCAAAAAUUAUGUUUUCCCAAGAUCAGUUGCUUAUAGAUAAUGUUCAACGACCUCAAGACAUAUAUUUCUGAGAAAUUAUCAUUUUAAAAAAUUUGGUCUAUAUUGAUUGUUUUCACUGAUUCCAAUAUUAUUGCUUACAAUGGUGACCUCUGGAAAAUAUUUUGUUCACAAGAAAUAAUAAAGUAUAAUGAUUU
This is a messenger RNA of Cercocebus atys (sooty mangabey), 2860 nucleotides long. RefSeq names its product aldo-keto reductase family 1, member D1 (gene AKR1D1). The transcript is spliced from 12 exons. Gene Ontology annotation, cellular component: cytosol. Lineage: Eukaryota; Metazoa; Chordata; Mammalia; Primates; Cercopithecidae. Bases 588 to 1568 code for a protein of 326 amino acids. The record is from RefSeq and is a predicted model, not a curated record. Gene Ontology annotation, molecular function: Delta4-3-oxosteroid 5beta-reductase activity; steroid dehydrogenase activity; aldose reductase (NADPH) activity. Gene Ontology annotation, biological process: bile acid biosynthetic process.